GGAAAAAAAAGAAUAAAAUACAAUUGUGACAUUCUCUUUGAAAUCUUAGUGUUAAAUUCAUAUCACGUGAUGACUGACAUAUUAUCUAAAGUGUAUUGAAAACUUAUUAUCAGUCAAUCGAUAUAUGCAUAUUGUUUAAAUAACUAAAAAGAAUAGAGAAGAGAAUCCACUCAUUUAUUCAUCCAUCAUUAAAGUAGAUAGAAUACACUGAAUGUUAAAAGAUUAAAUAAAAACAAAAUUGAAGAAAGAAAAUUAAAAGUAAAAAAAAAUUUAUUGAAUGAAGUUUAUUUAAUGGGAAACUGUCUAAAAAUUACAAACGAAGACGAGUCACAGUGUUCAACUAAUGAAGAAUUACAUUCUUCUGACUCAAAAUGUAAAAAUUCAUUAACUUGUAGAAAAAAUAGUAACAAUAGUAUUACUAGUGGUUUAAAUGUACAACAAGCUGGUGACAGGAUAAACGAAAAUGAAUCACAUAAAAUCUGUGAUACUACAGGUAGUAAUGCAAAUCAUAGAAUAACAACAAUAAAGGUUGAUGAUGUAAUGAAUUAUAAUAAUAAAUUGAAUCAUAUACAAGAGAAUGAGUAUAUGUCAGCAAUGAAAGCUGAUGGUGAUGUAUAUCAUGAUUGUGAAACUGGUUCAUCAUUUGCUGAAACCUGGGAUCCUGUUCUAUUUGAUCAUCUACCUGUUCAACAAAAUUUUAAACUAAAUGAAUUAAGGCAUGAUAAUCAAUUGGGUAAGAAUAAUCGGGAUAAAUAUCAGAUGAAUAAUAACUUAGAGGUAUAUAAACAAAAUCGAUUACCGCUAAUAAGUACUUCUAUACUUGGAUUUACUGUAUUACGAUCAGAUAUACCAGAUUCAGUAGAAUGGUUACGUAAUGGAGAAAUUGAAAAUCCAAAGAUUAAUUUAAACAAAUAUCUAAUUAAAGGUAAAUGUAAUAAUAAUAAAAAAUUGGAUAAUGGUAAUGAAAAUAAUACUAAUGCUGAUGAAUUAGACGAUACUGUCUUAAAAGGUGGAUUUACAUCAAUCCAUGAUAGUUGGCUACGUUAUACAAUGUUUAUUCAUCAAGAAAAAUCAGAUAGUGUACAAUUUCUUAAUACUUAUCGUAAAAUGAAACAUAUUUUUCUUAGUUUAGAAGUAAGAACUGGUUGUGAGAUUCGAAUGAGCCGACGUUUAUUCUUGCAUAAAGGAAAAUUAGUACGUACAAUUGUUAUUGAUGGUCCAACAAGACAACAAAUACUACGAUGUUAUUCAAGCCUGCCUGAAUUGUUAACUCGUUUAAUGAUAUUAGAAUGUGAACGACCAAGUGAAACAGAAUCAAGAACACUGAGUAAAUUUAAGAAAAAUAAUGAAAGAGGAUUUAGAAUGUUUACAUCAUUAUUUCAAAAACCUGUAUUAACAGCUUAGUUUGUCUAUUUAUGCUUUUUUUUUCUCUCACCACUAACCUUAUU
This is a messenger RNA of Trichobilharzia regenti, 1448 nucleotides long. NCBI's taxonomy places the organism in Eukaryota, Metazoa, Platyhelminthes, Trematoda, Strigeidida, Schistosomatidae. The record is from the annotation of a GenBank genome assembly.